AUGGCUCCCAAGAUCGCCAUCGUCUACUACUCCACCUACGGACAUAUCAGGCAGCUGGCGGACGCCGAGAAGGCCGGUAUCGAGAAGGCUGGUGGCACCGCCGACCUGUAUCAGAUUCCCGAGACCCUCUCUGAGGAUGUCCUAGCCAAGAUGCACGCCCCUCCUAAGCCAACAGACGUUCCCGUCCUCGAGGACCCCGGUGUCCUCGCCGAGUACGAUGCCUUCCUGCUGGGCAUUCCCACUCGUUACGGCAACUUCCCCGCUCAGUGGAAGACUUUCUGGGACAAGACCGGCAAGCAGUGGGCGACCGGUGGCUUCUUCGGUAAGCUGGCUGGCGUCUUCAUCUCGACCGGCACUCUCGGCGGUGGUCAGGAGUCUACUGCCAUUGCCUCUCUGUCCACCCUCACCCACCACGGCAUCAUCUACGUGCCCCUCGGCUACGCCAAGACAUUUGGCCAGCUGUCCAACCUUGAGGAGAUCCACGGCGGCUCUCCCUGGGGCGCCGGUACCUUUGCUGGUGGAGACGGCUCGCGCCAGCCCACCAAGCUGGAGCUGGAGAUUGCCACUCUCCAGGGCGAGCAGUUCUACCUCACCGCCAGCAAGCACUUCAGCUGA
This is a messenger RNA of Verticillium alfalfae VaMs.102, 615 nucleotides long. RefSeq lists its product as hypothetical. The transcript has 4 exons. Lineage: Eukaryota; Fungi; Ascomycota; Sordariomycetes; Glomerellales; Plectosphaerellaceae. Gene Ontology annotation, molecular function: FMN binding; NAD(P)H dehydrogenase (quinone) activity. The coding region runs from base 1 to 615 and encodes 204 amino acids. The record is from RefSeq and is a predicted model, not a curated record.